This is a messenger RNA of Caenorhabditis remanei, 1005 nucleotides long. RefSeq lists its product as uncharacterized. Lineage: Eukaryota; Metazoa; Nematoda; Chromadorea; Rhabditida; Rhabditidae. The transcript is spliced from 3 exons. The record is from RefSeq and is a predicted model, not a curated record. The coding region runs from base 1 to 1005 and encodes 334 amino acids.
AUGUUGGAGAAAGAUCACAUCGUAGCACUGCUUGGUGGUUCUCACGGUGCUUUGAACGCUCAAUUGGAAAGAAUUACGGAUGAUUUAGACAUUCCAUUCCUCACCGCAAUCGAUGAUUUGCGUACGGAAAUGGGAAAAUCAAAAAUUGAUUUUUGGCCACGUCCACAACUUUUUGAGGCUGUCGUUGAUAUGUUUACUCAUUGGAAAUGGAAUAGGAUUGUGUUGGUUUAUGAGGAUGAUGAGAGAAUCCGUCGUCUCGAACAACUUCUAGAGAGUGAGGAGUACGCUUCUAUCCGUUUCUAUCUCAUAAAAGUACACAAUGGAGAUUACAUGAAAGCAGCUCGUCAAGUGAAAGAACUCGAAGAAUGUCGCCUUCUUCAUAGGAAAGAUUGUUCAGAAUUCAGUCGUCUUCUAGUAGAUAUGAAUCCGGAACACACUUACAACUUUCUUCUUGCUUCCCUUCAAAUGGGACUUAUCGAGUUGAAGCACUGGUUUUUGCUCACUAAUAUGGAGUUGUCAACCAUGGACAUGGAGCUAUUUCGCUAUAAUCACGCUCGUUUCAUUUCUCCAUAUCCAGUCGACUCGACUUUUUUGACAGAAAAUCGUGACGCGUUCAAUUUCUCGCAUUUCAAAGAGCAUAUUUCGGAGAAAUGGGCAAUGAAAACCGACAACAGCCGGAAUUUGAAGAUGAUGGAAGCUGUCUUCACUUUUGACGCCGUCUACACAUUCGCGAAUGUAUUCAACGAGCUGUCAAGUCAUAUGCAAAUGAAUGAUGUACCACAAACAUUAUGUAGGAAGUCAUCGAGGAACUCGAGAAAAUAUCAACAUGGAAGAUCACUAAUCGAUAAUAUUGUUCAUAAUGAUCUUCAUGGAUUGUCUGGAGAUUUGAGAAGAUUGAACGGUCAUCCGUUGAAAAGCAACUUUUCAAUGAGGAUUCAUUUGUUGGGCUACAGUGGAAGAUUGGAUGAUGUGAGUUUAGAAUUUUCCAAUAUUUUUAAUGAGUAA